AAGCUGUUCUGAAAACAGAGAGAAUAGCGGGUUAAUCAGAACUCUGGUUGAUCGUGUGAAAUAUUGUGGCCACAGUGAGUAAGAUUAGGAUCAACGUUAUCCCAAGUAAUAGGGGUGAAGCCCGGUCGAGCCCAGCCCCUUUUUAAACAGCUUCCUUGUUUUCUACCAAAGUUUCGCUUUUCAGCUGGACCUUUCUCUGACAGCAAGGUGGGCUGGUAUGUGAGCAGACAGAAACGCCACGAUGGUCAGAGCACAUUUGAGUGUGACAACAAUACGGCAGCUCAUAGAAAUGAAGAUGAGCACGUGCAGCGGAGUGCACAGGAGCCUGGCAUGUUUGCACCGCGCUGUAGGUGGAGUUCGUUGGAAGAGCAGCUUUAGACAAGCCCCCCUCCUGACUGCAGCUCCCGUUCGCAGCCUCAUAGAUGAACAGAUCAGCAUUACAGGACGUUUCCUGCCACCCGACAGUCCCGUCACAGUCCGUGCACGGAUGCACAGUGAGGAGGGUGACCUGUGGGAGUCAUUCGCACAUUACAAUACGACUGCAGAUGGCACUGUCAACUUGACCCAGGAUCAUUCAGUCGGGGGUUCAUAUUUGGGCUGUGAGCCAAUGGGACUGUUCUGGGCUCUGCAGCCGGCUCCUGGUGCAAGAGAGGGUUUAAGGCUGAGGAAAAUGAAUGUGGAGACGCCAAUCGUCAUGCUCAUGUCUCUGCUGGAGGGCCACGUUUCCCCCAGUGAGGGACCGAGCACUGAGCUGGCUGUCGUAACUACAGAGCGCUGGUACAUGGCGCCAGGCGUGAAGAGAAUAGAGAUUCGGCAGAAUGGAGUUGUGGGGACCUUGUUUUUACCGCCCGGGCCAGGCCCAUUUCCAGCUGUGUUGGACCUGUGGGGAAUGGGUGGAGGACUGGUAGAGUACCGCUCUGCCCUGUUUGCAUCCAGAGGCUAUGCUAGCCUCUCCCUUGCCUACAUAGGGCACAAAGAAUUGCCGGGGCCACAGAACACCAUGAACGUCGGUGAUUCAUACUUCAAGUCAGCAUUCCAGCUCCUUGAAGAUCAUCCUCAGGUCGAUGGCAGCAGAAUCGGGAUUAUGGGUCUCUCCUUCGGAGUCUACCUGACUCUUAGAAUUGCCAUUAACCUUGGUGUUAAACCAUCCUGUUUGAUUUGUGUCAACGGCCCCGUAGGAAGCACUUUAAAACUCAUAGACCCAGAGGGCAGGAGCAGCAACUUUGAAAGUGAGCAGAAGUAUUGGACGUAUGAUGAUCAGGGCUACGUCAGUUUCAAAGCUGUCUCCUUGCCUGCUAACAUUGUCCCUGCGAGCAUAGUGAAGGUAGAGCGCCUCACCUGUCCUUUAAUGUACAUUGUGGGGGAAGAUGACCUGAGUUCGUCAGCCAUAGAGAAUGCAAACCUGAUCGAGGAGACCCUGAGUGCUGCAGGUAAGUCCCAGCUCUUCACCCGUUUGUCAUACCCGGGUGCUGGCCACCUGAUUGAGCCGCCUUACACACCAAAUGCAAGAAUAUCACUGUGGAGCGUCAAACCCAAAAAAGUGAUGACUCUGUGGGGAGGCCAUACCGCACCUCACGCUGCAGCCCAGGAAGACUCCUGGAAGAAGAUCCUAGAUUUCAUGGAGUGCCAUCUGAGACGGUGAAUCUGUGGUGAAUUGAAAUCUCGAGAUAGAAAAUGCAUAAUCUUAAAUGAGACUGUGAAAUGCUGCAUUCAUCUGGUAGAGAUUUAUAUACGGAGAACUGAGGCAGGAAGAAAACAAACGUGUCUUGUGAGAGAUGUAAAGAACCUCCCAGAGCUGGUGUGUGGUUCAUGUAUAGCAGGCUGCAGAUUCUCCACAAGGGGGAGCUGUGUGCUCACUUAACCUGUCAACCAGCACCUGCAGUGGUGACAGAAAGUUGUGUCAGCAGCUGAUGACAUCUUACUUGCCAACCCUCCCUGAUUUUUCCCAGGGAGACCCAUUUUUCUUUGCCCCUACCUGUUUCCUUCCAAAGACCCAUUUCCCUUGUAUUUGUAUUGUAUCCUCAUGAAGACAUGGAGACGACAGAAAUAAUCAGUGAUGUGGAGACUUAAACUACUUGUAGCUGAACUAUAUUGCUUAACUACAAUUUGCUGUAACUAGUUCAACUACUUUUUUUGUAGUUUAACUACUCAAUUUACAAAAUAUCAUUUUGGCCAGUAAUAUGAAAUAUAUUUUUUUUUUACAAAAAAUAGAAGACAUACAUUUUAUUUUAUUUUUUUUUGAAAAACGGCAUGAAACAUGUCAUGGGUGGGUCACUGUGCCAAGGAAGGCAGUGCUCAUAUGGCACAAGCACGUCAUGGACAACCCUCCCGCUACCUACGAUGUGCCCCCGAAUGCGCCAGCCCAACCAUGGCCAUAUUUGAGCAUGUACAUGCUGGAUAUAGAUGCAUCUACAGACACAACCUAUGUGUUCACGUGUUCGUGCCUAAGUGUUAGUGCCACUGAAGUUCCUGUGAUGUCGACCAAAAAUGUCAGCUUUUGUUCUUUAAAAAAUAAAACUUGAGUUGAGAGGCAUAUUUCUGCUGGCAUGUGAAUUUUUUUGUAGGUAUUAUAUUUUGUUUCAUAUACACCAUACGUUGAUUUAUUUAACGCUGAGUUAAAUGAGUAUAAUGAGUAUAAGUAGUUGCUAAAGCUACUUUUUUUUCACAGUAGUUUUACAAACUACAUUUCUCCAGGGGUAGAAAUGUAGUUUGUUCAGCUACUGCCAGGCUGAACUACAUGUAGUUUUACAAGCUACGCUUGCAAAGUAGCUUCCCCAACACUGGAAAUACUAUGCAAGCCUUUUGGAAGUACUCGACAGAACAUGUCCUGUUUUGUACAGAAAGUUUUAAAAGAAAGGGGCAUGCAGUUUCCAUUACCUGGUGUGUCGAUUUUUCUGUCAACCACUGGUGUUGGAACCAAUCACCAUCACCAUCGAGAGGCUGACACACAGGGGCAGUGGCAUUCACAGACUACAUACAUGUUUACUGCAAGAUUCAAGUUUUCACACUUAACAUUGUCAUGACACAUUGGGUUUUAUAUUUAGUUACAUUACAUCUCAAUAAUUGUUAUAGAUCUGGGAUUUGUAUUCACGACAGUAGUGCUGCACACAGAUUACACAAGAUGCCAAAUAUCUACGUAACUUUCCUUUGUUUAUUCAGGUUGUUUAGGUCACUGAAGAUCUAUGAUUUAAUUUGAUUUAUAUAGUGAUAUAAUUUCUUCCCCAAAAUGACAUAGUGCAGCUUCUUGGGAAACAUUACAGACUGGAGCAGAUUGAUAAAUGCAGCCUGUAGAUGGAUGAUACUAACACUGUCCAGUUUCACCAUGUCCUUGUUGCAGUAAGUGUAUAGUUCUUCAUGUGUUCAUAUUUUUAUACAUUUUAUUGUAUGUACCAACAAAAAAUUGAUAAACAUGUCAUAAAGAUCAAAAUCA
This is a messenger RNA of Acanthopagrus latus (yellowfin seabream), 3430 nucleotides long. RefSeq names its product bile acid-CoA:amino acid N-acyltransferase-like. The record is from RefSeq and is a predicted model, not a curated record. Gene Ontology annotation, molecular function: fatty acyl-CoA hydrolase activity. The transcript has 12 exons. Bases 242 to 1642 code for a protein of 466 amino acids. Gene Ontology annotation, biological process: fatty acid metabolic process; acyl-CoA metabolic process. Lineage: Eukaryota; Metazoa; Chordata; Actinopteri; Spariformes; Sparidae.